AUGUCGCUCUGCAAGAGGCACCAAAUGAGUUUCUCAGAGGUCAUGUGUGUUCUGGAAGCGUUGCAACACGCCCACGGCGACAAAAAUGGUGUGGCGAUCGAUAGGUUCAGGAAUUUCAUGCAGCGGGCUCUGUACGUUGAGCACGUCAAUGAUGACUUGCUCCAGAGUGCUUAUGAGACCUGUGCAUCGCAGGGUUACAUAAAUGUAGAUGAGUUCCUGAACUGGUGCAAGGCACACAUGUUCUCCGUGGUGGCGGGCUUGACGGCCGACUCGGAUCACACCACGUCCACGCGGCUGGUGCAAACCGUCGCGCAUCGCUGUGGCCUCCGGGUCUCGGAAGUGGACAGGAUAUAUAUGCAUUUCCAGAAGUUCGAUUUAGACAAGUCUGGUGAAAUUGAGUUUGUGGAGUUUGAGGCAAUGAUAAAGUCUCUUAUAGGUGUGAGCCAAACAACAGACCUCCCAAAGGAGCGCCUGCAGCGUUUUUGGAAGGAGAUGGAUACCGAUGGAAAUGGCAUCGUGGAUUUUGGGGAAUUCACGCAGUGGUACAUUAAAUAUUUUCCAACAUCCACGAUGAUGGAGGAUUCCUCUGGAGGUGUUCUGGAAGCGUUCUAUGCGUCGUAUUCACCGGACGUGCAGCGAAGCAACUGCCUCGAUGAGCAGUCCCAGGAGGAGAUCCUCAUGCGCCAAGAAGCAAUUCUGAGCAGGGACGCUUCAUUCAGCAAAAGUCCGUCCAAAGGCCGGACAAAGAAAUAA
Molecule: messenger RNA, 753 nt
Organism: Symbiodinium natans
Lineage: Eukaryota; Dinophyceae; Suessiales; Symbiodiniaceae
Source: the annotation of a GenBank genome assembly